CUCCUUUUACCUGUAUAGCACUCUGGAAGAGACAAAGCACCUUACGUUUCCUCCAAAACUGCCAUCACAACAUAAAUGUGAGAACUUUUCAGAGGACACCGUUUACUGUGACACAAGAUAUAGAUAUAUAUCAGUGACUUACAGUGGAAACAUUUCACAUCUAUUUUAGAACUAAAGCAAACAUCAAGAUGUCCAACAAGAAAUCAUCAAGAACUGCACAGUUUUACAGUGAACCAGCAGUGGAGGAUAUGUACACUGGAUACCUGGUCAAGUCCCCCCCUUUAACUGCACUAACUAAAAACACUAAAUCAUGGAAGCGUCGCUUCUUUGUGCUCUCCAAGACCACUGAAGACUCCUACCAGCUGACAUACCAUGUAAACAACGAAAGGAGAGACAAGCCUUUGGGAGAGAUAGACAUUUCUAAGAUCAGCCUGCUGUUCACUGGCCCUGAGACACAUCAGAAGUGGGACUGGGUCAAGAAACAAUCUAAGGGCUCUCCAUCCUCUGUGCUGUUCUUGAAGGUGGAAGACGACACAAUAAAACACUCGAGAGAAUAUUUCCUCAUUGGAGAAAACAGUGCUGAUGUGGAUGGUUGGCUCAAUGCAUUAUUCAAGGCAAUGAAAUCCCAAAAUAUACCACAACAUACAGACGAUACUCAGGAAAUGAGAUCUAGAUCAAUGUCUGUACCUGUCAAUGGUCCAGAACAAAAAGGUGAACAAAAUACUGAUGACAGAUGGUCAGCAUUUGAAUUAACUUCUCCACCACAAUACGAUCAUUAUGACUAUCCUCGCAAGCUCAGCGGAACUCAGCGAAUACCAAUUCCAAUUACUGAGGAAAAAUAUGACAUGGACAGGAAGCAGGAUGAGCCUCCAGAGGACAGCAAUGAAUACAUGUCCAUGGGAUUAGUGCAAAGGGUGAAAGAUGACCAUCAGGAGGAUGACAUGGCAUGCAAAGAGAAGCUUGAAGUUCACAGGCAUUCUAAUCAAUCUCUUGUUGACUACACUGAAAACGGUGCCUCUACUGAGCCAGACAAAAGUGAAACACACACAGAUGUUAAGAAGGAGACCUGCGUUAGUCAAAAUGAUCUGAAAAACAAUCUGGUCUUGACACAAGAAGGCAGCAAACCAUGUGCGUCUGAGUGUCAUCAGAUUCAGGACUCAAGGGGGGACCUGCCUCCAGACACAAUACAAGACAUUCAGAAAUGCAUAAAAAGACUAAGCAGAGAUGAGAUAAAACUCCUUAUUCAGCGACUUCCAGGCCUCACUCUGAACCCUGCCCAUGAGGAUGCAAAACAAAGUGUGCGAAAUCUCUUAUCACCACCAAAAUAAUAGAAGUAUUGUACAGGUCAGAGGGUCUGUGGAAUAUUAAAAUACAUUCAUUUACUCAUACAGGUAGAAAAAUAAGCCAUUAUCAAGUAUCAAAAGAGAAGAGGCAAUCAGUUUUUUUUUGCCUGUACAGUAAUCAUGAAACAAAAAGGGAAGAAAAAGAAAGAAAAGAUGUGUUAUUUAUACAAGUUACAAAAGUGCCUUUGUAAAAAAAAAAAAAAAAAAAUAUAUAUAUAUAUAUAUAUAUAUAUAUAUAUAUAUAGAGAGAGAGAGAGAGAGAGAGAGAGAGAGAGAGAGAGAGCACAUUUAUUAAUAUUAAGCCUAAAAUGUGUUUUAAUGUCACUACUCUGAAUAGUUCCACUUUAGCAACCAAAUAUACUUCAGUAUAUCUUUAGUUUGACUUCAGCACUACUAAGUACAAUUUAGCAGACUUUAAAUCUACCAGUUCUGUAUACCAAAAACUGCAGGGUAUUUUUAUCAAGUAUUUGUAGUGUACUUAGCAUUAAAUAAAUAUUGACUUAUUUUUGACUAGAGUGGUAGAGUACUGUAUAUAUUCAUUUGUUUUAAAUAUCUAGUAUUACUUCGAAACUAGUACAAAAAGUAAUCCACAGUAAAGGACUUGAUUGUUAUUUUACGCAUUGUUACAUUGUGAUGUGUUAUUAAACUACCCAUUUAACAG
Messenger RNA from Puntigrus tetrazona (Sumatra barb), 2004 nucleotides. RefSeq lists its product as uncharacterized. The transcript has 13 exons. NCBI's taxonomy places the organism in Eukaryota, Metazoa, Chordata, Actinopteri, Cypriniformes, Cyprinidae. Bases 189 to 1328 code for a protein of 379 amino acids. The record is from RefSeq and is a predicted model, not a curated record.